Molecule: messenger RNA, 4413 nt
Organism: Erpetoichthys calabaricus (reedfish)
Lineage: Eukaryota; Metazoa; Chordata; Cladistia; Polypteriformes; Polypteridae
Gene: znf628
Product: zinc finger protein 628
Exons: 2
Source: RefSeq, a predicted model, not a curated record
ACUCCACGUCUGACUCUUUGGUUACAGGAGCAACAGAGAUGGGAAGUUUUGGCACCUCUGUCGUGGCAAAUCGGGGGGCGCAGUCCCAACUCUGAAGGGCAUCAGUUUGAGUGCCUGGAGUGUGGUAAGACCUUCAAGUGGUCCUCCCGACUUAUUCAUCAUCAACGCAGUCACAAUGACGAGAGGCCAUAUCGGUGCACCGAGUGCCCAAAGGCCUUCAAAGGAUCCUCGGCACUGCUGUAUCACCUGCGCUCACACUCUGGCGAGAAGCCUUACCACUGCACGGAUUGCGGCAAGGCGUUCAAACGCUCCUCUCUGCUCCAGGUGCACCGCAGUGUCCACACGGGUCUGCGGCCGUUCAAGUGUGGCAUCUGUGGCAUGGCCUUCAAGUGGAGUUCCCACUACCAGUACCACUUGCGGCAGCACUCUGGAGAAACGCCAUACCCUUGUGAAGUGUGUGGCAAGGCCUUCAAGAACUCCUCCAGCUUGCGGCGCCACAAGAAUGUACACUCAGGCCUCAAGCCUUACCCCUGCGAGGUAUGCGGCAAGGCCUUCACCCAGUUGACCAACUUGCGUCAGCACCGUCGCAUCCACACUGGGGAGAAGCCUUACUGCUGUGUUGACUGCAGCAAGAGUUUCACCCACUCCUCCAACCUUCUCCUACAUCGGCUCACUCACACUUCAUCCUCUUCUCCCUCCAGUGUUCCUGCUCCAAACGUCAGCCCCGCUGACAAAGCUGUCCCAUUUAAAUGUGGCCUCUGCAUGAAGGUCUUUGUGUCGGAACCUUUCUUGCAGAAACACCUUCAGACUCACGCCAUCGAGCAGGCCUAUGCGCAGGCAUCCAGUGCUACAGAUCUCGUAGUGGCAGCUGCCCCGGAGACCACCGUGGUGGAUGCAAAUAGUGGACUGACCCCUCUAGCAGCUGAGGUUUUCUUGGCGGCGGCAAACCUGGGAGAAGGAGAGGAGACUGUGGACAUGCUCUAUCGUUGUGGGGCGUGUGAGCACACGUUCCAAAGUGAGAAAGAACUAACGCGACACCAGGCUAUCCAUCUGCAGGAUAUGCAAGACACCGUAGCACACGAUGGGCUGAUCUCAGACUUUGAGCCUCCAACUCUGCCCAAGGAAGAAGUGGUGGAGACGUCUUCUGAUGGGGUUACACUUCCAACCAAUGGAUGUCAGAUCUGUGGCAAGUCUUUUAAGAGUGCUGCCGGGCUCUCCCGCCACCUGCAACAGUGCCAUCAGCUAGCAGCUGGUGCUGCGGAUUGCCGCUUCAAAUGUGCCACCUGCGAUAAAACCUUCUCACAGCUUGCCAGCCUACUGGCACACCAGCGUACCCAUCCUGCUGAACAACAGCUGAUUCAGGAGGCUGAAGCGGAGGUGGCUUGCCCAUCGCUGCUGACGGUGCAGGAUGGCAUUGAGGUGCAGUGCCAAGUGGGAGUCGGUGCUAACGUUAGUCUGGUUGCUAUGCCCGCGUCCCCUACAGGACAGAGUGCCCCAGAUCUUCUAGGGGAUGAAGAAGGGGCCGUGGUGACAAGUAGCACUUUGACAGGACAACGGACCUCUGCAACGCAGCAUAAGAGUGGCAGGCAGCAGAACGCUGGUUCCUGCAGCGACCGACCCUAUAGAUGCUCUGAGUGUGGCAAAUCUUUUAAGGGAUCCUCUGGCCUACGCUACCACGUGAGGGAUCAUACAGGGGAACGGCCAUACAGCUGCUCAGAGUGUGGAAAAGCCUUCAAACGUUCAUCAUUACUUGCCAUCCACCAGAGAGUGCACACAGGAGUCCGAGCCUUCAAAUGCCCACACUGCCAGCUGACCUUCAAGUGGAGUUCCCACUUCCAAUACCAUCUGCGGCUACACUCGGGCGAACGGCCCUACGUCUGCAGCGUCUGCGGCAAGUCCUUCAAGAACACGUCCUGCCUGCGGCGUCACUCGCAGCUCCACACCGGUUUGCGUCCUUACGGCUGCACCAUCUGCGGCAAGACCUUCACCCAGACUUCUAACCUGCAGCAACACCAGCGGAUACAUUCGGGUGAGCGGCCAUACCACUGCAAGGUCUGCGGCAAGACCUUCACACACUCUUCGAACUUGCAGCUCCACCAGCGCACUCACUCUACAGACCGGGGUUUCAAGUGUAACGUUUGUGGGAAAGGAUUUGUUAUGGCAUCCUACCUUCAGCGCCACCUGCGCACCCACCAGGGCGACCAGGCCGCUACUGGGGCAAACGACAACGCGGUGGCUUCUGCUACUACAACUAAUCUAGUGCUGAGCCCCACACCGAUGAACUCCUCGGCCAAUCUGGUGUUAAACACGUUGCCAGCAGGACCCCUUGGUGGCGGUUCUCUGCUUAUCAAUACAGGGGCUGUGGCUGGAGGCAUGACCAGCUCCUUUGUGGUGACCCAGACUCCAGCGCCUCCUUCAAGUGGUGUGAUAAACUUAAAUCUGGAAGUGGCACAGCCAGCCCCUCCAAGCAGUGCCCCACAGACAUAUUUCCUCAUCCAGACUGCCACAGGACUGCAGUUGGUACCUGUCCCACCGCCGCCUCCCCCACCUCCUCCUCCGCCACCACCUCAGAAGUUCCUACUUUUGCAGUGCUCUCCUACAACCCCCGGGGGACCUACCAAGCUACUGCUUGUUCCAAAUGCGUCCAUUGGUACCCCAACCCAGCAAGGAAUAAUCCAACAACCAGUGCUGCAAACUCUUCCUCAGAUAACCGCCCCAGUCACCAGCAGCAGCAGGAAGCCACUACGGGCCUUAACAGUGCGGAAACGAAAGAGGCUGCCUAAAAAGGCCAGCGCUGUGACAUCCCAGGUGGACACCAGUGGGGGUGUCCAGAUGAACCAGAUCUCCCCAGCCUGCGAAACGAACAACAAGCUGGCAGGAAACGCCUGCCUGCAGAUUCCAGAGAAUGAGGUAACGGUGGCUGAAGCUGUCAACAGCAAUGGCCUUGAGGGUCAGAUCAUCUUAACAGGUGAACGUAUGGGGGAAACAGGCCAGGGGGACAUCCCAUUAGAUGCCGAAAAAGUUUCUCCGCCGGUGGACUCCACACAAGUCACUGGGGACCCUCAAAGCCUGCUAAUGCAGCCGCUGGCAGAGAACAGUCUAGAAGGGGAGCAGAUUACCCACCCACAAGAAGAGCAUGACGACUCUGGGCUGGGCACAAGCCUCUCCAUGGACAUUCCUAUGCAUAGCCUUGCAGAGAGUCCACCUAUUGGCUCUGAUAAUGCUGUAAGUGACCCUUGCCAAACUAAAGAUUCUUUGGACCACAUUGACCAGACCACCCUGGAACCAACUAUUGAGGAGCCCUCCGCCCACCCUGAGAGCUCCCACGAUCCCAGCUUAGAAAGCCUCAUUGUACUCCAUGAUGUCCCUGAGCUGGCCGGGCUGACUGAGACGGAGCAAGGCAUCGUCCUCGUUCAACACGACGUGGAGCUUCAUCACGAUGGAAGUCCCACCACAACAGAGAUAAUGAGCGUCUCGGAAGAGACUCCACAUGAGGUUUAUGGAGUGGAGCAGCAGCAAGUGGAGGGCGAGGUGCAGGGCCUCCAUAUCGAAACGGUGGAAACUGACUCCGGCAUCCAAAAUGUGCUGAUCCUGCGCAGCGCAGAUGGAGCCCAAACUCGAGUGUGUGUGGAAGAAGUUCAGGCCAUUGAGGACGGCACCUCGGGGGAGGUCUCUGUAGGCCCCAGGGCUGGUUUUGCGUCCACCACCCAGCCCAAACUACUAAUCAUCCGCAGUGCCCAGGGGGAACCACAUACCCUUCAGCUGCUUGGUGCGGAUGCUGGCGCCGAUGCUGCCGGCCUCCUCCUGCAGAGCUUUGAGGCUCACACAACCGAAAACUCCCAUGUUGGCAACACCACUUCAGCAAAGGAAGGCGGUAUUCUGGCAUCCGCUUUGAACAUGCCAGAUUCUGCCGAUGCCACUGGAAGCUCACAAGCUGACACUGCUCAUUCAGUUAAGACUGCAAGCCCUUCUGGCACCCCCAAUGCCCCACUUGUCCAGACGUUUUAAGGCGGUGGUUGGCCAUCUGAUGCAGUGCACCCUUGCUCUGUUGAAACUGCUGCUUCCUAAAUUUACUCAGUUGCAUCUACGGUUUUGAUAACGCCAGCCUGCGGGUAGGGCUGGUAAUGCAUGGGCAUCUGCACACUGCCCACUUGGGACAGGAGGUCGGCUAAAAUGAAGGAUCCUUUAUGUGGUGCAACGUUGCCAAGAUGUGAUUGGGGUUGGCGGGGGUUUUAUUGAGCGGGCAAUAGUGCCUACCACAAAGCAACUGUUCCGUCCACUGCUGGGUAAUAAGGGACCCUAAAUGGAGACAAUUCAGUUUAAAGAUGGCAGAGAAAAUGACACCGCCAAGGAAAGACUGAAUGAAAAUGUCAAAAAGUUGCAUCAAUAAAGUCGACUGAUGGUGUCUGUGAA